Phytophthora sojae is the source of this 603-nucleotide messenger RNA. RefSeq lists its product as hypothetical. The coding region runs from base 1 to 603 and encodes 200 amino acids. Lineage: Eukaryota; Oomycota; Peronosporomycetes; Peronosporales; Peronosporaceae. The record is from RefSeq and is a predicted model, not a curated record. The transcript has a single exon.
AUGCCAGUUCAAGCAACAGAGGUACUUUCAGAUGAGGAUGUCCGCAACAUCUUGAAUGGGUGGACGGAACUCGACCCGGAACAUGUCGACCUCUACGUCUCGAGCGGCGUGGGCCGGACGCUGAUCCACCUGGAGCGGAGCGGGUUCGAGUGUUCUGAAGAAGAGUAUUUGCUGUGUCCGGAUACAAACAACGAGCCGUCGAAGGCGUAUUUGCAUGGUGGCAACUUCGCGCUGCCUCCUGGAACCCCCGGCCACACUCCGUGGCCAGGUCAUUGCGCGCCGGCUGAUGGAACUGCGUUGGCUCACUUGCCCGCAGAUGUGGAUGCGUCCCCUCCCUUCGCACUCGGUCGGUUCAUCGUCGAGCGGAUCGCCACCGCAGUGGACCUGACGAACGGGACAAGCUUGGACGUGAUUCUUUUGCCGAAGUUGGGGGUGUUCUCCUACAUUUGUAUUGCUGUGCAGGAUUCGCUGCAGUUUAGACGCCGGGGCGUUCUCACGGCCGCGGAUUUCGGCGUUCCUGUCGAGCCUCAGUUGGUCCGCGCAUUCCUCCUUGGGAAUGUCAAGGAGCAUCCGGACAAUCAAGUACACUUUACCAGGUGUUAA